UUAGGUGGCUCCGCGGAGCAGCCCAACGUGCAGGGCCGUGGUUCGCCGUCGCCUCUCGCUCUCCUCGUGACGCUCCUCCUCUUCCAAGCCAAAUCGCUCCCCCGAUUGGUGUUCUCGCAUCUUCUCGAUGCUUCUAGGGUUUCUGCUGCAAAGCUUUAGGGAUCUUGGAAUCCUAGAUCUGUCUACCUCGAUGGUGUCCCUUUAACCAUUCCUUGGAUCGAUAAAUCUUUGGGAAUCCGGAUCUAGGAUCUUGUAGAACUCAAAUUUCGUCAGAAAAUUCCAAUCUUGGAAAGACCAAGGCAAGAGGUCGCUUUGAGGUGAUCAUUAGCCACUGCAAUCAUGAGUUAUUUUUUCCGGGGGAGUCGGGCGGACAUCGAAAGCGGCUUGCCUGGAUUUAUACCGGAUAGGCGACCGGUGCGAAUGCAUGCGGGAGUUCGUCCUGUUAAUAACAAUUCGAUGGCUUUUCUCGUAACCGUCCUUGUGCUGUUCAUGAUAUUGAAUUCACAUCAGAUGUCACCCAACUUUCUGCUUUGGCUUGUUUUGGGAGUGUUUCUGAUGGCCACCAGCCUUAGGAUGUAUGCAACUUGCCAACAACUUCAGGCCCAAGCCCAAGCUCAUGCUGCAGCUGCAAGUGGCUUCCUUGGUGGCACGGAGCUGCGGUUGCAUGUUCCACCAUCCAUAGCCUUUGCCACAAGAGGACGCUUACAAAGCCUCAGGCUCCAACUUGCUCUUCUUGACCGGGAAUUCGAUGAUUUAGAUUAUGAUGCUUUAAGAGCACUGGAUUCUGAUAAUCCUCCUGAUGCUCCUUCGAUGACCGAGGAAGAGAUCAAUUCGCUACCUGUACACAAAUACAAGCUUCAAUCCUCCAAUCGGCAAAGUGGUGGAUCAGUUCUGCAACAUGCAUCGUCUUCUUCAAUAUCUGCAACUGAGCAGAAAAGGCAGGAAGGUACUAAACUAGAUGGAAACUUGAAGACUCCAGAAGAUGAACUGACAUGCAGUGUUUGCUUGGAGCAAGUCAAUGUAGGAGAAUUAGUAAGAAGCUUACCAUGCUUACAUCAGUUUCAUGCAAACUGUAUCGACCCCUGGUUGCGUCAGCAAGGUACAUGUCCUGUCUGCAAACAUAGGGUGAAUUCUGGAUGGCAUGCACACAGUGAUGGCGAAAUGGACAUGGUUUAACUGGUUCUAUUUAUUACUGGGAGAUCUGAACAAAAGGCAUGCAUGGUUGCUGCUGGAUCAAUGGUGCAUGUUGCUUAAUGUCCGAAAGGUUUUGAUGUGGAUACGAUUAACUAUAUGUACAGUAUUAGUUCACUACUUGUUAAACUAUAAAGUAGCUUGUAUUAACCCUAUUAUCGAAUUUUUGUGUGAAUUUUAAGAUUGAGCAAAAGUCUUGGAGGUGCAGCAAAUCAAGCUUCUUGUUCA
Messenger RNA from Musa acuminata AAA Group (dessert banana), 1419 nucleotides. RefSeq names its product E3 ubiquitin-protein ligase SDIR1. The record is from RefSeq and is a predicted model, not a curated record. Gene Ontology annotation, biological process: protein ubiquitination; ubiquitin-dependent protein catabolic process. The transcript is spliced from 10 exons. Bases 340 to 1176 code for a protein of 278 amino acids. Lineage: Eukaryota; Viridiplantae; Streptophyta; Magnoliopsida; Zingiberales; Musaceae. Gene Ontology annotation, molecular function: ubiquitin protein ligase activity.